This is a messenger RNA of Ficedula albicollis (Collared flycatcher), 4920 nucleotides long. It is a transcript of the gene AMER3, whose product is annotated as APC membrane recruitment protein 3. Bases 125 to 3139 code for a protein of 1004 amino acids. Gene Ontology annotation, biological process: regulation of canonical Wnt signaling pathway. Gene Ontology annotation, molecular function: phosphatidylinositol-4,5-bisphosphate binding; beta-catenin binding. The transcript has 3 exons. The record is from RefSeq and is a predicted model, not a curated record. Lineage: Eukaryota; Metazoa; Chordata; Aves; Passeriformes; Muscicapidae. Gene Ontology annotation, cellular component: plasma membrane.
CAGCCCCUCAGAAUCUGAAAAGCAUCACAGGAGCCUCUGGAUAAAGACCAGCUUCAGGAGCAAGGCUAGGAGACAGAGGAUUUCUGCUCAGUGAUAAAACAUGAAACAGAUGUGAGGAAGCAGUAUGGAGCUCAAGAGAGGGAAGACCUUCAUAAAAUCCAGUGUGCAACAUGAGAAAGUGCCACCAGUGCAUACAGCUCCUACCAACAACAAAGAUGAGAUGGGCAAAGACAAAAAGGCAGCUCUGGAGGGAAACCAAAGUGUGGCUGAGGUCCAGCUGGCAUGUUUGGCCACACACAAGAACUACAGAUUUUCUACCAGAGCAGCAAGGAAUGGAGCUGGUGGUCACAACCUGGAAAAAUCAUCUAGCUCCUCCUACAAGCUCGUGAGGAAGAGCAAAACCCAUGACUGUGUUGCUGAGGCAGACAAAGCAGAGCACUGCAGCCCCAGCAGCAGGGCUUGCGAGGAGGGUUUUUCUGCAAAGGGCAAGGGCAGGCUCGUCAAUAGCAUCAGCUUUUCAGGGAUGUCCAGCUCCAGCAGUAAGAAGGAGUGUGUGGUCAGCCCCAGCCAGUCUGCAUGCAGCAGUCAGAUGAUCGAUUACAGGAAUUUUGUGCCACAGAUGCCUUUUGUACCAGCUGUCGCAAAAACCAUUCCCAGGAAGAGGAUUUCCCUCAAGAGAUCUAAGAAAGGGCUCAGAGAUAUAUUUCAUAUAAGAAAAAAUAAACCGGACAGCCUCUCAUUUCUGGUGGAGAAGGACAAGAACCUGUCCUCUCCAGGCUGCAAGAGUGAAUUGUCUGGACGUCUUGCAAAGUAUCUUUUCAAAACAGGAGAAACCUGUGCAGCUGAUUGCUUGUCCCAGGACUGCUCAGACAGUGAACUGCAGUCUGACUCCUCCUACGACUACUGCAACGCCCUGUGUGAAGAUGUUGCCUCCCUGAAGAGCUUUGACUCCCUCACCGGCUGUGGGGAGAUCUUUGCUGAUGAGAGCUCUGCUCACCUGGAGCUGGAGAACAGCAAAGACCUUCUGCUGAGGCGAGGCAAGCACAAAGACAGCCCUGGCGUGGGCUCCUUCCAAGGCGGGGUGGAGCAGCUUGCCUCUCCUGGCCACAAUGAGACAGUGGAAUUUGCAAAGUUUUGGGACAACAUCAACAAAUCAGUAAGGCUGCAUCAGAGUGCUCUGUUUGAAAAGAAGUUGCUGAAGAUACCCAGUUCUGACACAGAAAAGGAUAGGAGUCAGGCUGCUCUGCUGGUCACAGACCCCCAGGUGUCACCUGAUAAAGAAGGGGACAAUUCCAAAGACAGCUCUACAGAAACAGAAACACCGAAAAGUGAAAACCAGGAAUCUACUUCCACGAGUGAUGAAGGCUACUAUGAUUCAUUCUCUCCUGGACAGGAUGAUGAGCUGAAGGAAGCUCAGACCCCUGGUGUCCCAGGUAGGUUUCCAAGAGACAGCUACAGUGGAGAUGCCCUUUAUGAGCUCUUCUAUGACCCAAACGAAGUCAAAGUAAACCCUAUCCUUGAUGAUGACUUGUGUGCCUCUGAAAGUGUUUCAGAGCAAGCCAUAGAAAUCCCUUUGUCCAUUUACAGCUUUCAUGUUGGAGCUGAGGAGAACAUGGCUUCCCAGCCAACUCUAGACAUCAUCAGCCAGGGUUUUUUCCACAGCACAUGGAAAGGCAAAGAAUGUUUGCUAAAGCUCUGCGACACUGAGCUUUCAUUGACCAUGGGGAUAAUAAACUGGCUGCGGAAACACUCGGGACUCAUCUCCUCCCCUGACUCUCUUCCGAGUCCUCAAUCACAGCCAGAAAAGUCUAAUGAUUCAUUGAUCCUGCCCAGUCACAGUCCAAGGCAGAAAGGGAGCACAGAAGCUCAGCAGGAGACACCAGGCAAGGGAGAAUCUAAUACUUUUAAUGAAUGUGUGCCUUUGGAGGAAAACAAACAGGCAACCCAGGCCUUUUCAGUAAACAUUGCUGGAAGAGACCAUAGCCUGGACUCCUGCCUGAGCACAUCUGAUCUGGAUUGCCAAGGAAGAGAAGGGAGUCACCAGAAGGACUUAUCUACAGUGUCUGGGACUGUGGAAACCACCAGAUCAUCAAGUUAUGCACCACAAUCACAGGUUAACAGAGACAAUCUGCAGACGUCUUCAGCUGAGAAUGAGAAGGUAGCAGUUUCAUUGGGAUGUGAGGCAUCCAGAGAUAAAAACCCACUGCCAGAAAAGCUGAACAGAGAGAGUGGCUCCCAGAGCUCUGAAAAUCCUUUGUUAGAUGAUAAUCACGAAGUAGAAUCAUGUUACUCCUACAAGACUGCUGCGACCUCACUGCGAGAUCCCCUUGAGAGGGAAGACAGAAAUAAACCAAUGCAUCACACUCUCUCCAUUUCUUGUGACAAACCACCACAGCCUCUAACCCUCAGUCACCUCCAGAGCUACAUGAGCUCCACACCAACAGAGAGCAGCACUAACAUAGUGCAGCUCUUGGAGCACUGUGUGACACAGGUGGCAUCGUUAAAAAUCAGCUAUGAAAACAAGCACCUGGAAGACAAAUACAUCGGGAAUGAAAUGAACAGUAUCCUUCACAAGAUGUCUCAGUACAAAAACAAAUUAUUGUUGCAAAAUGAAUGCAGCUGCAUUGCUCAAAUUCCAGAAUGUCCCAGUAUUCCUAGCACAAACCAAUACAGCUAUGAAACAAGUUUCCAGUCUACCAACCUGUAUAAUUUGAAGCAAAAUGGGGAACAAAUUUGCUCUGAAGAUCAGAAAAGUGGAGCAAAAAUCCUAGAUGAGGUUACUCAAAGCAAGAUGAAUUUUGAAUAUGCCCAGCUGAACAAUCAAGCACUCUCCUAUUUAAAGGACUUUGGUCUCAGUCCUAGUGACUCUGGCCCUGAGACAUCUCUUAGCAGACCAACAUUUUUACCUCUCUUUAACUCUGUCUGCCCAGACAUAGCUGGUCCCUUCUCGCAGGGCUCACACAGCACGGCUGUCUGUCUGUCCGACUCGCUGCAGCUGGAGGAGGCCAAACAGUGCAGCCCAGGGCCCUGGAGCUGUGCAGAGAGACCCUGCCAUGGCCUGGCUGCAGGGACUGCUCUGUCCCCUCUCCUAGAGGCAGUGGCCUGGGAUACAGCAGUGACAGCCAGGAACCACCAGUGACACACCUGCAUGGAGAAGGUGCAGCGCUGAAGAAUCUGUUUGUAGAUAUGGAUGCACCCCCAACACAGCAUAGCAUGACAGUUCCAUGAUGUUAUACCAAGACCAGGAUCAACAAGGAUUUCUCUCUGGAGUUCUCACCAGAGUGUUGCAGCAGAAAAUCAUGCCAGGCUGUUGGAAUGACAGGCAUAGUUAGGAGUUCUGGACAACCACACACCCAUGAAGCCACAGUUGCAGAUGGCUGGUAACUAAUACUCCUUUUUAAAAACAAAACCAAACCCAAAUUCAGUAGGAUUUGGAAAAAUAUCAUGCCAUGAUAAGGUUUAAGAAAAAAAUUACAGCAUGUUUCUGUCCCAUUGUGCCACACAACAGUUGAAAAUAUCACUAUGUUUUAAAACACCGGUAUGUGCAGAAUGAGCUUUCAUUUGGGAAGCUGUUAUGAGGAGGUAAAAUUGUUUUCUGUUGUACUAAUUUUUCUUUAAUUUUAGAGAAGAGCUUUAAAUAUUUUAUGGCAAUAAAGCCACAAGGUUCUGAUUACACUGGUAUGGCAAGACUUAGUGCCUAGGAGAAGGUAUUUUUUAAACAAAAAUAUCAGAAAGCUGAAUAUAGUACACCCUAUAUGGUCUAAAGACAUGUGCCUAUCAUAGCAGAAAUUGUGAGUAGAAUAAUGAGUAAUAUAUGAAAAUCACCAUCAAAAAUUAAUUGAUUUCAUUUUAAAGGAGAGAAAACAUGCUUUUAAUAUCCAUGAUAACAAGCUGCACUUAACCUUAUAUGAAGUCUUCCUUUUCUAAUUGAAAAACUGUUCUCAAAGUACUAGAUAAGAUACACUGUUAAACCAGUUUUCAUUUUUUUUGUGGCAUUCUUGGAGUUAGUUUAACAGAACAGUCAUUUUCACACCUCAGUUCAAAUCUGGUCUUGGCUGUGUUAUAUUUUGAGAAUAAAUUGAAAAAAACAACUAUGCUUUGUAGAUGAAACCUGAUGAUUAAAUGGUGCCCUGAGGCCAUGGUGUGUUUGUAGAGAUCUUUACAACCUCUUUGUCAGUAUCCUGUCUUGGACAGCAUUUAGGGGCAGUACCUUUGCCCUGAGAUUUGCUGUCAUGGGGAAAAGUGGAAGGAGGACAUGAGGCUGGGAAUUGCAGCAAGGGAAAAACACCUUAGAUUAGAUGCCUGAAUUUUGAUGUCAAAAGUUAAUUUCUACCUUUGAUCAUGAAUAAUGUAAAAAAUAUAUAACCACAGUAUUCAAGAGAUGUCUGCAUUUUGCAGAGUCUGAGUUAUAAAAUGCAUGCUGUAGCAGGACUAUGUUGCUAUAAAGUGAAAUCACAUCCCCUAGCUAUGGAGCUCUCUCAGUAUUACUCAACACUUACAAAGAGGAGAGCUUCUCUCUCCAACACUCCAGGACUGCUAGCACAAAUCAACUUUGAGAAUGGAGUCAUUUUACCACAAGUAUCUCCUGAAAAUACAGAUUAUAAAUGUCUAGGACCCUCUUUCAUGGCACACAAUGGUGUUUCUGAAGACUGCUUUGAAGUUGCCAUUUAACCUACAAAAGUCUGAAAUUCCAAGGAUUUUGUCAUACAGGCAUUUUCCCCUAAAAUACUAAGUGAAACAUUAGAAUUGAGCUAACCAAAUAAUAAUAAACAUAGGGCUUAAUAUUCCAGCAACAGACAGUCUGUACAAAAAUUAGCUGUUCCUCACACAAGUGAUCCCUUUCCUUUUGCAAUUACCACAGUAGCCUUCUUUACCACCUUCAGCUCACCAACAUCUCUUGUAAUGAAGAGCCCAGAACCC